Molecule: messenger RNA, 6401 nt
Organism: Centropristis striata (black sea bass)
Lineage: Eukaryota; Metazoa; Chordata; Actinopteri; Perciformes; Serranidae
Gene: pip5k1ca
Product: phosphatidylinositol-4-phosphate 5-kinase, type I, gamma a
Exons: 18
Coding region: 485-2671 (728 amino acids)
Biological process (GO): phosphatidylinositol metabolic process
Molecular function (GO): phosphatidylinositol kinase activity
Source: RefSeq, a predicted model, not a curated record
AAAUGACCAAAAAAGACACAAAAAAGACACAAAAAGACAUGAAAAGGAUUAAAAAUUGACAAAAAAGUCCAAGACUCCAUAGAGUUAAAAGCUGGUUGAGCCCAUGGUUGAGCCUCAGUUGAAGCUGACCUCUGCAUGUGGCUCAGAGCAUCCAGGAGGAGAGGCUGAGCUCCGGGCUGCGGCUCCUCCAGCCUCCUGCAGAGGGAGCAACAGGCUCCAGCACAUAACCAGACAGCAGCAGCAGCUCACUGAGCAGCAGCAAGUGCGGUGAGAGGAGCUGAGUGGAGCGGACGCUGCUCCGCCGUCGUGAGGGAAACACCGCACAGAUGAAGGGACCGUAGCUGAUAACUAUCACAUAUCCCUCCGUUUGAUCGCUGUUACAUAUCAGACAACACACCCUCCAUCCCUCCUGUAUCACCGGGAUCGCUCCGUCGCUGUGGGUCUUUGACACGGAGGCUUGGCUGUUUUUCCUCCGGGAGGCUGAAUGGAAGCCGAGGGAGCGGUCGGGCUGUCGGAGGCCAGGGACGGGAGCCCGCUGUCCGGGGCCGCAGCAUCCGAUGAUGGGGACACAGUGGUGGGAGUUAGCUACGGGAUGGACGCCACAGACAUGGAUGCUGCUGCGAGGAAAGCUUUCAUCACAGAGAUGCCCUCAUCCUCAGGCCAGCCUGGUCAGGGAAAGAAGAUUGGCCACAGAGGAGUGGAUGCAUCAGGAGAAACUACUUACAAGAAGACCACAUCCUCUGCCUUGAAAGGUGCCAUCCAGCUGGGCAUCGGUUACACAGUGGGCAACCUGAGCUCUAAGCCUGAGAGAGACGUGUUGAUGCAGGACUUCUACGUGGUGGAGAGCAUCUUCUUCCCCAGUGAAGGAAGCAACCUCACUCCAGCCCACCAUUUCCCAGACUUCCGCUUUAAAACAUAUGCUCCUGUGGCCUUCCGCUACUUCAGAGAACUGUUUGGCAUCAGGCCAGAUGACUACCUGUACUCCCUAUGUAAUGAGCCUCUCAUCGAGCUCUCCAAUCCUGGAGCGAGUGGCUCGGUCUUCUAUCUCACAAAGGACGACGAGUUCAUUAUCAAGACUGUGAUGCACAAGGAGGCUGAAUUCUUACAGAAACUGCUACCUGGAUACUACAUGAACUUGAAUCAGAACCCUCGCACUUUGCUGCCCAAGUUUUUCGGACUCUACUGUGUCCAGUCGGGCGGGAAGAACAUCCGUGUGGUGGUGAUGAACAACGUCCUUCCCCGUGUAGUCCGAAUGCACCUCAAAUACGACCUGAAGGGCUCCACCUACAAGAGGCGAGCGUCCAAGAAGGAAAGGGAGAAGGCCAGGCCCACUUUCAAAGACCUGGACUUCAUGCAAGACCUGCAGGACGGUCUGAUGCUGGACCAGGACACUUACAAUGCUCUAGUCAAAACCCUACAGAGAGACUGCCUGGUGCUGGAAAGCUUUAAGAUCAUGGACUACAGUCUACUGCUCGGGGUCCAUAACAUGGACCAGGCGGAGAGGGAGAGGCAGAUGGAGGGCUCCCAGGGCGGCAGCGAUGAGAAGAGGCCCGUGGCCCAGCAAAAGGCCCUCUACUCCACCGCCAUGGAGUCCAUCCAGGGAGGAGCCGCCUGCGGAGGAACCAUCGACACUGACGACACGAUGGGUGGCAUCCCGGCUGUCAACGGAAAAGGGGAGCGACUUCUUCUCUACAUAGGAAUCAUCGACAUCCUGCAAUCCUACAGGCUAAUCAAAAAACUGGAGCACACGUGGAAGGCUUUGGUUCAUGACGGGGACACCGUAUCAGUCCACCGGCCAGGCUUCUAUGCCGACAGGUUCUUCAAGUUCAUGAGCAGCAUGGUUUUCAAGAAGAGCUCCUCUCUGAAGUCAUCACCAUCUAAGAAGGGUCGAGUGUCGUUGUCGGUGCCUAAGUGUGCAGGUCCUGGUGCAGCCUGGUCAGCCAGCCAGCUGCCCUCUGAGAGAGACGAAAACAUCUACGACCUGAGAGGAGCUCGCAGCUUCCCGACGCUGGAGGAUGAGGGGCGACCAGAUCUUCUUCCAUGCACUCCUCCAUCUUUUGAAGAGGCCACCACAGCGUCCAUCGCCACCACCCUCUCUUCCACCACCUCUCUGUCCAUUCCAGAGAGAUCUCCCUCUGACACAUCCGAGCACCCCCGCUACAGGAGGCACACCCAGUCUCUGAGCCACGACGGGAGGACCCAGGAGGAGAUGCGUGUGCGCGAGGAGGACCAGCAGACCAUCACAGUGGAGGUGGAGCUGAAGAGACACGACAGUGAGCCCACCAUCUCCGUCCCACAGCCUUCACCUGAAGCCAGUGAGGUUCAGGAAGAAGCUUGUGCAGAGGCUGCCGAUGCCGCUGCAACAGCAGCAGCACCCUCCACUUCGAUGCCUUUCACUGCCUCCUCCUCGCCUGCCCCAGCUGCUGCCUCUUCUCCCGGGGCAGCCAGUGAAGCCCCGUCCAGUCCCAAGAUGGCGGUGGUGGAGGCAGACAGAGCCAGCCAGAUGUCCGGCUCAGGGUGCACCAGCCAGGCUUCAGUUGAUGAUGAAGAUGACGUGCCAAUCACAGAUAUCUACUUUCCUCAAGACGAAAGGACCUGGGUGUACUCUCCGCUACACUAUGGCUCAGAGUCUAAGGCCCUGCCAGAUGGGGAUUGGGAAAGAGAGACAUAAACCCAGUUCUCUGGCAGAGAGGAGUGAACGUCUCAGUGGAGAGGACUCAUCGCUCUGAAGUCCAGACCUCAGUGGUAGCAGCAGGAUCUCUGUCUGAACCAGGAUUUUAAACAUGCAUACAGAAACUGAUCACACCGAGGGGAAAAAAGUGACUUGAGAGAGGGGGGGGGAAAUCCUGACAGUGAUGAACGUCACUGAUUUCCAACCAUCCCUGCCUUUCACCCUUGACAAAAUGAAAAUAAUAUCAAUUUAACAUUAUGUGUGACAUACAGUAGUGGGUAUACGGCUGUAGUCUGAUAUGUUUGACAUAAAUGAAAGACCAUAGUAACUUACAGUGCCUGUGAAAGUGUUCACUCCAUUUGGAAGUUUUCAUUGAUCCUCUUUCACUCAGUGUUAUAAAACAAAAGUACAUGAUGACUUCCAAGUGGGGUCAGUACUUUUUAUAGGCAUUGUGUGUUUGUUGUAUGUUCUAGUUCACAUAGGCACAGCCCUCUGACAGGCUCUGCAGGCCUCACUCUGCAGAGCAGCACACUCAAUUCUGCAUUCAAGCCCAAUAACCUGCUUGGAACUGUAGAAGACAAAAUUAUUUCAGGUCCAAUUCUGUGGUUGGUUCAAGGUGAGCUUUAUUCACUGCAGUGGAGACAGGAGUUUACAACAAUGCUAUAGGAUUCUCUCAGACCACAAUGAGCUUAUGGGUAGGAAAAAACAAGAGUGGCUUCAUACACAUUAGAAUAAAGGUGAUAUUAAUUGUUUAGGUUGUUCUUCUCUCACACCCUGGCCUUGGCUCCUUUUACAUCAAAGGGAUACUCAGUGAGACUUUAAUUAAACCAGGAUUAGGAUUAAGUGAAGAGAAAGACUGAAAUGAUUUACUGUACAGUACUGACUGUACCCUAACCUGGCAUCAAGCGUUUUAUUCAGCCUCUGAACAGGAAACACAACAAGUUAAAUGUCCAUGACAUCUGUUGAGUGUUGCAGUGCUGUCCAAUACAGAUCCCCAGCCCUUGUUUGGGGGCUCUGCUUUUGCUCAUAGAACUGGAGUUACAAUAAUAACCAUGGUUCAGCCAUUAAAAAGGGAAGAUCUUCUGUGUCGUCUUCACAUUUCCAGUAGUGAAUAUAUGCAGUUUAGUUCAUAGAGAAAGGUAUUAAAACGCAUCAUUUCCUUUUGUGAAUAUAUACACUCAUCAGUUGGGUAAUUUUUAGCAUAAUUUAUUAUUUUUAUCAAAGGUUUUUCUUUUGCAGCAUUUAUUUUUAUUUCUGUACUUUUCUUAUUUUACUACUGUGAGCUUUUAUUUAUUUUGUCUGUUUGUAUUUUAUUCUAAUAUUAACUGCUUUGUGGUACUUUUUCACUCUGAAACGCUUCUUUUUUAAUGUGCAUCCAAAGAACUUUAUUUUUUGUUUCCUACAAAUCCCUGCAGCUUUUUAGUUUUUCUUUUUUUCCCUUACAUCACGGGUUUGUCGUGUAAACUCAGUAUUACUACUUUUUUCACUACACCUCUUGCGUGGAAACGAAUGAGGCUUGUGACUCAUGCCUUCAAUUGCAACACUAAGGUCCGGAUCAGACAGAGUGCUUUUUGCAGGUUGCAAAACAUGAGGUGCGCCACAUUGCCUUUUUGUGGAAGUCUAGAGUGACUCAGCAGAUGUAGACUGUUGGCAAAAGCCUGCUGGCUAUUUCUGACAGAAUUCUCCUCCUGUUCCGCUGUCUCUGUUAUCUAUUUUGCACCAUCCAGGGCUAAGCACUAACCAAGACAAUUCGGGUUGGUUUAAACAACCUGGAGAGUUAUUCCAGAUUGGAAAUAGGUGCAGCCAGACCUUCUUCAGCACUGACACAGUGCUGUGGAGAUAGGUCGGACAAUGAAACAUUAGUUAAAGACUAGUAUUUUAAAAAACGGUGAACGAAAAGCUUCACUCUCAUUGAAAACAAUUACAAAAAACUGCCCGUGGCUGCAAAUAAUCACUUUUUCUGAUCGGGACCCCAGACAGCAGACAUUGUCAGUCAUUAUAGUAACCAUCACAUCACAUGCAAUGUCUUCCAGUGUUGCCCUAUUUUUGGAAGGAUGCACACAAAUCAUUUGUAACAGAAAUUCAUAUUUAACUUUAGUUUUGAAAGUGGGAAAAGAAUCAGCAUACCAGUGACAGUUGCUAUAUCAGGUGGACCUCACCCCCUCACAAUAAGAAAUCCAUUGACUGGACAUUUGUUUGUAGAUGUAGAGCAUCAGUUGUAGUAUUUGAUAUCGUACCUGUUACCUGUAUAUUUGAAUGAACACAGUACGUUGCAGUGUUGGUGAGACACAGCAGUUUGUAAAAUGGGUUGAAUGUUGUUUGCACUUAUCAAGAGGAUCUGAAGAUGAACUAGUGAUAGAGGCCAAAUAAACAUACAUCACGUCAUCUUCGUUUCCGCUCACACAGGCUGAUAUCUAGGCAAUGUUUCUUUUUAGGAUUAUCAAGUGUGUGUGUUUGUGAAGUCAAUCACAGUCAUCGUAGUGUUUACUGUAGUCUGUCUGUGGCUGACAUCUUAGGACUCUCAAGUAAGAGACAAACUGAUUUUUUUUUUUCAAAUCUUACUUCAGAAACUGUAUCUCUGGUUGGUUUCUGUGAGUGUGUCAGUGUGUAAGGGCGGACACAUCAAUGUCAGACAUUGCAAAAAAAAAAAAAAGAAUAGAAAUCAGUUUGUUUCCAUGACGUGCAGUGGCCAGUUGUAAUCAGUUUGCUGUUGUUCAUCAGAUGGAGACCAUAGCAGCAAUAUUUUGUACAGUCUAGCUUUUAAGUUCCUUUUUAUUGCCUUAUUGAGAAAUUUAGGCCUAUACUUUUUUUUCACUCGUGCUGUUGUAUUUAUUAUUUUUCUUAGUCAUAGUUGUGCUCCUGAGAAUGUGUACAUAAAAUUAUAAAUACAUAUAUAAAGAUAUACAAAUAUAUUUUCCAUUUGAAUCGGAGAAUAUUAUUUUUAUUUGGUUUUAUUUUUGCUGCUGGGCAAGAAAUGAUUGCAAUCUACAUAAUUUAAUGUACCAUAUUCUUCAGUGUGUUUAUUGAGGAUGCAGCUGCUGUAUAUUUAUAGUCUAUACACCACAGCUGUUUCUUUGUAAGAUAUCAAACAUUGAAAAAUUUGUGGGUUUUACUGUAUAUGCAAAUCAGUAGGGAUUCUUCCAACUGUUCAGCUGUGUUGUGUAUGUGUUUUCAAAUCGCUGUGUGCCCUCAUCCGAUAGGGAGAGUCCUUUACAGAGACAUAGCAUGAUUUCAAAAUGAAUAUGCAUAUCAAAAAUGUGUAUUUAUGUAUAUCUGUGUAUAUUCAUCUAUUUAUACCUGAGGAUAAAUAGAUGGCUGUAUGUGUGUGUGUGUUUGGACUCAAUCAGAAUGAAUACAAAAUAAAACAGUUCUAUGAAUUGUUGUUCAUGGAGUUGAUGUCAUAUCAUAUUUUUAUUGAUUCCUCGUUGAAAUCAUCAGGCACCUAAUGGAUGAAGGGCCAUUUGUACCAGUGACCAUGGAUUCAGGGUUCAGUUUUUGAUCAUUCAAAAGUAUGACAAAAUGUACAAACAAAAACUGUGUUUUGGAUGAUUUAGUUUGUAUUUUAGGAAACAAAUAGCAUACAUGUAGUGCUGUAAAAAGUAUUCAGAUUCCUUACUUAAGUAAAAAAUACUGUUACCACACUGCAGAAUUACUCCACUACAAGUAAAAGUCAAGAGUAUCAGCAUUAAAAUGUACUUAAAGUAUCAAAAAUAAAAUGACUCAUGCAGAA